This is a messenger RNA of Penicillium alfredii, 1386 nucleotides long. RefSeq lists its product as uncharacterized. The transcript has 2 exons. NCBI's taxonomy places the organism in Eukaryota, Fungi, Ascomycota, Eurotiomycetes, Eurotiales, Aspergillaceae. Bases 1 to 1386 code for a protein of 461 amino acids. The record is from RefSeq and is a predicted model, not a curated record.
AUGCGAUUGAAAAUAAGUCUUCGCCGGCAACUAUCCGACAACAUCGAUACGUCCAACUUCAAGCCGAAGAAAUUGGAUAUUGACUAUCUUCAGACAGUUCUUACUGCAGCCUCGACUCAAGAGAAUUUGCCUGGUCUCUGCAAAAACAAUCUCCCGCCAUUGCUCUUUCGAUGGUCAAAUUUCGACUCGCAAGGAAUCAACUGCAAGACCGAGCUCCGAGCGGGACUAUUCGAAAACACUGGCUCACUCAUUUUCAACCCGGGGGAUAUUUCACAGGAGUUCUUAGAACAUUUCAAGAACCACGCUACAAAGGCAAAGCUCAAAACACCUUUCAUCUCCACUUCCCAAGCGCCGAUAUCCCCAGUUCAUCGAGGAAUCCGGGCAGGUAAAGGUGCCAUACUGACUAUAAUCGACACGUCCAAACUCGACACCCCGAUCUUCACGGCCCAAGAGCUGGUAAAGCUCACAGAUACUCGCACACCCUGCUACAGAGGCUACGGGGAGUUUCUGGUCUGGGGACGCGUGCCAACCCCAGCAAUCGUCAGUACUAUCUACAUCGACACCCUGAAGGAACUCGUGGCUGGGCAUCCGGAAAUUGAAUACCUCCUGCAAUUUUCUUUGUUUCAAAGCCGAAAGGCUUGUAACAAUGGAUUCAUCGCGGACCUCACAAAAAGGGAAAUUCCAAAGCAUCAAGCCGGGUGUAUUCUAGGAAAGCUCCUUGAGAUCCUGGAAAUCCCAGUCCCACACAGAGAGAAUGUGGCGCGAGCAUCUGUUCAAAGAUGGCACUGGUCCCAAAAACGUCUAUCCGAAUUCCUCCAAGGUAUUCAAGAUUGCUCUACUGUCGAUAUCGAUGAGCUCGAGCGGCCAGAUGAGAUGCCCUACACGCCGCAGAAUACCCCUCCUCAGAAGAAACAAAAAGAGAUAGAGGAGGAGACCAUGGACUCCGACUAUGACUACGAGCUUUCAGAGGAUGAAGACUCUGACUCGGAAUCAUACGAGUUUGAUGACUCCAAAGAAAGCUCGCACGGCUCAUGGAUGCCUUUCCGUCACAGGCCUGAGACGCCCAGCGAUGGAUACUUUUCGGUGCACGACACUGUGACAGUAUGCUCAGGACCAGUACCUACUGCCGAAGAUCGUUUGAGUCUUCCCGCAUGGGACGUACCCCCGAUGCCCUACAAUGAGCAGCUACGCACCCCAAACCAGGGCUCGAGUCGCUUCUUGAACGGAAUUCCGGGGAGUAGACCGGAGACGCCGAUUGUGAUUGAUGCGGAAAAUGACAGUCUGAAUAUUGUCACGGCAGAUGACUGGCCGUCAGAGAGCGAGGCAGUCCUUGACACACCCACCAGGAGACCGACUCGAUAUUCCAGGAAUCGACCUUUGCGUUGA